AUGAAUGAAAAUCACCCAAUUAUCGUAUUAAUUUAAGGUAAUAAAUAAAUAUUUUGCAGGUAUUUUAACACCUUCAGAAUAUCUGUAGCCUAUCGCAAAUUAAAACUCAAUUUAAAUUAAACUAACUAUCUAAAUGCUUUCAUUCACAUAUAAGUAUUUAAUGAAAAAAUUAGAUAUUAUAUCAACUUAUUUGUUACUGACAGAUCAAGCAAUUAAUACUGUUAAACUCAUUUAGGAUUUUAUUUGGAUUAGUAUUAGUAUUAAAAAUAAUUUCUUCAAAUUUUAGUUUUCGAUUAAAAUCCAAACGCAUCAAAAUAACAUAAAUUAAAUAAAUAAUGGCAGGCUUAUCUAAAUCAUAUAUCAUAUUUGA
This is a messenger RNA of Paramecium octaurelia, 370 nucleotides long. The record is from the annotation of a GenBank genome assembly. NCBI's taxonomy places the organism in Eukaryota, Ciliophora, Oligohymenophorea, Peniculida, Parameciidae.